AUGAAAGGUCUCCGCUGGCGUUACAAUCGGCUGCCCAGCCAGGUGGAGGACGCUCUGUCUGGGGAGGAGGGUGAGGAAGAGGAAGAGGAAGAGGAGGAGGAGACAGCCCCAGCCCCAGCCCCAGCUCGUGCUCCCGAAGAUCCAGUGCAGCCCCAGCUGGCAGAAGCCAGCCAGGUUCUGGGAGCCUCGGAGAUGAGGCAGCUCAGCCUCCACCUCCCGCCGAGAGUCGCUGGACACUCCUGGAGUCUGGCCUUUUGCACGUCAAGGGACGGCUUCAGUCUGCGGAGCCUGUACAGGCAGCUGGAGGGCCACAGCGGGCCGGUGCUGCUGGUGCUGAGGGACCAGGAUGGCCAGAUGUUCGGGGCCUUCUCCUCCUCGGCUAUUCGACUCAGCAAAGGCUUCUACGGUACUGGCGAGACAUUCCUCUUCUCCUUCUCUCCACAGCUGAAGGUCUUCAAGUGGACAGGAAACAACUCUUUCUUUGUGAAAGGAGACUUGGAUUCACUGAUGAUGGGCUGUGGCAGUGGCCACUUUGGGCUGUGGUUGGAUGGAGACUUGUAUCACGGGGGGAGCCACCCCUGUGCCACCUUCAACAACGAGGUGCUGGCCCGACAGGAGCAGUUCUGCAUCAAGGAGCUAGAGGCCUGGGUCCUGAGCUGA
Messenger RNA from Mesoplodon densirostris (Blainville's beaked whale), 660 nucleotides. RefSeq names its product TBC/LysM-associated domain containing 2 (gene TLDC2). The transcript is spliced from 6 exons. Lineage: Eukaryota; Metazoa; Chordata; Mammalia; Artiodactyla; Ziphiidae. Gene Ontology annotation, cellular component: nucleus. The coding region runs from base 1 to 660 and encodes 219 amino acids. The record is from RefSeq and is a predicted model, not a curated record. Gene Ontology annotation, biological process: response to oxidative stress.